Messenger RNA from Volvox carteri f. nagariensis, 2208 nucleotides. RefSeq lists its product as uncharacterized. The coding region runs from base 1 to 2208 and encodes 735 amino acids. The record is from RefSeq and is a predicted model, not a curated record. The transcript has 11 exons. NCBI's taxonomy places the organism in Eukaryota, Viridiplantae, Chlorophyta, Chlorophyceae, Chlamydomonadales, Volvocaceae. Gene Ontology annotation, cellular component: cytoplasm.
AUGAAGGCGCUCCACGUCGCCGUGAUGCGGCGGCAUGCGGGUGUGGUUUCGGAGCUUCUGGCCGCGGGCUGCUCCGCCGUGACUCGUAACGCCCGCGGCUGGGUGCCCAUGAUGGAGGCGAUUGAGCUGGGUGACCGGGAGCUGGCGUUACAGCUUGCAACAGCCGAGGUGGAGCAGAUGCGCGCCCGCGUCAAGUCCAAGAAGGCCGCAGUCCUGGCGCUCCUGCGGUCCGAGCUGCCCGACUUCUCCCUCCAGCUGAAAUGGGAGCUGGGCAGCUCUAUGCCCGGAGUGGGGGCGCUGGUGCGGAGGUACGCCCCGAGUGAUACCUACACGCUGUGGAAGAAGGGGGGCCUUAUCCGGGAAUAUUACCCCACCAUCACCACCACCAGCAGCAGCUACAUGCGCACGAACACACACAAAUUCGAAACACGCGCUCGCAAGCAGAUGGGUGGUGGUGGUGGUGGCAGUGGCAAUGACGAGGGAAGUUGGAGUGGUGGUGGUGGUGGAGGAGGUGGUGGUGGUGGUGAUGGGGACCCGGACUCCCCGACCGCGCUGGAGACGGAAGUGGACGUAUUGCUGUCUUCGGAGGUCCUACAGAGGAAGAAGUUGCGUUCCGUGGAUUUCCGGUUCAAGCCCGUGUCCGGCUGGCUGACCAAGGAGGUCUGGGAGAAGGUGGAGGGGUGGAACUGCAGACUGUACGAGGCGGCGGGUCGCUUGGUGGCGGUGUCGUACUACAAGAUGCCGUACGGCCUCACGCCCGACAUGUCGUACGAUGACUAUUUGGCAGCUACUUUUGAGCCUGACCCCGUUGUCGAGUCCCCGGUGAAUCCCUUAAGUACCAAGCGGGGAGGCAGCAACCCGGCUAAGGCGGCCGCCAAGCUGGCGGUGGCGGCGAAGCACCAGCGAAUUGCAGCAGCUGCGGCGGCAGCCAAGGACGAGAAAGCGGCGCGGGUCGCGAAAGCCGCGGCGGCGCGCGCGGCGGCGAGUGGGCUGCGUGCUCUGGCGCCGGCGCCGCCGUCGGCAACCGCCGCCACUCGAGGAAAACGUGACGCUGAGGAGGGAGGAGGGGAGGACGUCGACGUCGACGCCGAGUUAGCGGAGCACGACGACGACGGCGACGACGACGGCGACGACGGCGGCGUCAUCGGCGGCAUCUUUUCCGGCAAGGAGAGCGGCAGCGGCGGGGCUCAAGGGAAAGGCCGUACAAAAGUACGGAACGCAGUACCUUCCGCCGGACUGGUGCCGGCGGAUGAUGAAAAGGGCCAAGGGCGGCGCGCCGAGGCUGACGCUGUACUGCAGAAACACGUGGUGGUGGCUAAAGCGGAGGCGGCGGCGCCGCCGCCGCCGCGAGCACUCUCCCUGGAGGGCGAAGCGCCGGCAGAAGGAGAGAACGAAGAGGAGGCCGACGGCGGGGGGGACGAUGAGGAGGACAAGGGGUUGGAUGGAGGUGUUGAACAAGAUCUAGCUGAGUUAGAUCUUACAGCUUUGGCGGCUCGUGUGGCGGCGGAGGCGGAGGCAGACGCGCGACGCAGGAGGUCUAAAGACGGCUCGGAGGCGGACGACGACGCCGCUGACGGCGGAGGCGUUUCCGCCGCCGCCGCCGCCGCUGAUGGCGAGGACUCGUCGUUUGCGGCGGGUACGGUAGUCAGCGAACGGGAUGCUUCGUUGGAAGCGGGAUCGAGGACAGAUGCGGCGGCGGCGGCGGCAGGUCCUUCAUCAACGGCGGCGGCGGCGGCAGUGGCGGGCAGCUCGAAGAAGGGAGGAGGGUGGCGGAGCUGGAUCUUUGAACGGAAGACAGCGGGGCCUUCCGCCGCCGCCGCCGCCGCCGCCGUCGGUGGUCGUGCGAAGAGUGCCGCCCCUGCCGCCGCAACUGCUGGCGGCGGCAACAGCACCCGCGCAUCUGCUACGGCUAAGAAGUCAAGGAAGUUCACCGGUCGUUGCUGGAUGGCAGAAUCCUUUCCUCUGAGCCUCAAGCAGGUCGUGGGUACGGCAAACAAAGCGUUUGCCAAAGUGGCGCGUUUUAUGGAAAAGUACGGCGAUCUGGAUAUGUUCCCUGUCAAGGUUCAGGUGCCUCUCAUCCUGACGGUCUACAUGCUGCUCAGCUUCAAGAAGUUUCGGUUGAUUGGGGAGGGACCGGGCAGGGAGCCCGCGCCCCCCGACGACUUCUUCCGACUCCCCCCCGGAUAUGUUGAGGUUCGUGUGAGGUAG